CGGUAUUCCCUUUUCAUUUCUCUGUUUCUCAUCAUCUUCAACACAACAAAACCAUCAACAUGAAAACGCAGAAAUAUAACCCGUUUUGAACAUCUUCAAAUGGGGUUCGAGGACAAAGAAAAAGUUGUAAUAGAUAUGAAUGAUGAAGGCAAGGAGAGGGAUUUGGAGAGAGGGCCAAGUCUUCCGGCUCUUAGCCGUGUUCAUUCAGAAUUACCAGCUUCUCCAUAUUCUCCAAGAGCAUCGACAACGCCAAGAGGGGCCCUUGUGAUGUCCAAUUCUGGCAAGGCAUUGUUGGUGUCCAAUUCAAGUAAACGUUUGUUGGCAUCCCAAUCAAGUAAGUCCUUGGUUGUGUCGAACUCCGGUAAGCGAUUUGAUCAGAAAACCAAGUAUGUGAGACAGGUCACAGGCCGCCACAACGACACCGAGCUGCAUUUGGCUGCACAGCGUGGAGAUUUGGAGGGUGUUAAGAAAAUUUUGGAUGAAAUUGAUGCACAAAUGAUGGGGACGUUUGGUGAGGCUGAUUUUGAUGCUGAGGUGGGGGAGAUAAAGGCAGCUAUUGUGAAUGAGGUGAAUGACUUGGGAGAGACGGCAUUGUUUAUUGCAGCUGAAAAGGGGCAUUUGGAUGUUGUAAAGGAGUUGUUGCAGUAUACAACUGAGGAGGCUAUUUUGUUGAAGAACCACUCUGGCUUUGAUCCGUUGCAUAUUGCUGCCAGUCAAGGGCAUGAAGCCAUUGUCCAGGUGCUGUUGGACUAUGAUCCUAGCCUUAUCAAAACAGUUGGCCAAUCAAAUGCGACUCCACUUAUAUCUGCAGCUACUAAAGGACAUGCAGCAGUAGUAAAUGUAUUGCUCUCCAGAGAUCUUAGCUUGUUAGAAAUACCUAAAUCCAACGGAAAGAAUGCAUUACAUUUAGCUGCCAGGCAGGGGCAUAUAGGUAUUGUAAAAACAUUGCUCGACAAGGAUCUACUACUGGCAAGAAGGACUGAUAAGAAAAGUCAGACUGCAUUGCAUAUGGCUGUAAAAGGUGUUAACCGUGAAGUCGUGAGGUUGAUUCUUGCAGCAGAUGCAACCAUUGUCAUGCUUCCAGAUAAGUUUGGUAAUACAGCGUUACAUAUAGCUGCCAGGAAAAAGCGGGUAGAGAUAGUGAAUGAGUUGAUACAACUUCCUGAGACUGACGUGAAUGUACUAACAAGGGACAAAAGAACAGCCAUUGACAUAGUUGAAGGGCUUCCACUCUCUGAAGAAACUGCUGAGAUAAAGGACUGUUUAGCUCGUUAUGGUGGCGUGAGAGCAAAAGAAUUAAACCAGCUCCCACGAGAUGAGCUUCGUAAAACUGUAACAGCAAUCAAGAAAGAUGUGCAUUCACAGCUCGAACAAGCCCGCAAAACCAACAGGAAUGUAACUGGAAUUGCCCAAGAUCUCCGCAGGCUCCAUAGAUUAGGAUUGUAUAGCACUACUAACUCGGUCACAGUGGUUGCUGUGCUUUUUGCAUCAGUUGCAUUUGCUGCUAUUUUCACACUUCCUGGUGGAGAUAGGGAUGAUGGGUCAGCUGUGGGCGUAGGCUCUGCGUCAUUUAAGAUCUUCUUCAUCUUUAAUGCCAUUGCACUUUUCACUUCAUUGUCUGUUGUGGUGGUACAAAUCACAAUUGUGAGGGGAGAAUUAAAGUCAGAGAAGCAGGUUGUGAAGGUGAUCAAUAAGUUGAUGUGGUUGGCUUCUGUAUGCACUACUGUGUCAUUUUUAGCUGCUUCAUUUAUAGUGCUUGGUCAGCGUAACAUGUGGGCUGCAAUUCUUGUUACUUGCAUAGGAGGAGUUAUAAUAGCAGGAGUUCUAAUUGCAUUGAUCUAUCACAUAUUGAAGAGAAAGCGGAAGCGAAAAGUGAGGAAGAGAGAAAAGAAAAGAUCGAAUGCAUGGCGUCACUUAGAUACUGAUUCAGAAGUCCCAAUUUAUGCCAUUUAAUGAACCUGUAUACCAAAUUGGCCUUUACUGGUGAGGAGUUUCUUUUUUCUUAGUAUGAAGGCAAGAAUCAAAAUCAAAAAGUGGCCUUUACAAAUCUCAAGCUUUCUUUGAGUGAAUGGAUUCUUUUCCUUUCUGGUCUUCUGAGGAUGAAUCAUGAAUUUUCACAGGCACCAUAUGAAAAUAUCUCAUGGUUAUGAUACAACCCUUAAUAGCCUAGGAUUCCUAUUUUCCCUUAUUUGCUAGAAUCCCUAUUUUUUCUUAUAUUUUCAUAUUUUAAUUUGCUUUCUAUAUUCUGUUAAGAGGGU
This is a messenger RNA of Pistacia vera, 2258 nucleotides long. RefSeq names its product ankyrin repeat-containing protein ITN1-like. The transcript is spliced from 5 exons. Gene Ontology annotation, molecular function: protein phosphatase regulator activity; protein phosphatase 1 binding. Lineage: Eukaryota; Viridiplantae; Streptophyta; Magnoliopsida; Sapindales; Anacardiaceae. Gene Ontology annotation, cellular component: plasma membrane. The coding region runs from base 100 to 1953 and encodes 617 amino acids. The record is from RefSeq and is a predicted model, not a curated record.